AUGUCUUAUAACCCUCCUUAUUACAACUCACCUUCCGCUUCUUGCUCGUCUGCUGGCAGCCAGCAAACCCGUUCAUCCUCUACCAACAGUCACCUUCCGUCCUCUCAUUUGGGUAGAGUCCUUCCUUCCAACGAGUCUCAUUCCGUGUCUUCAAGCUAUUACCAUCCGCCUGGUGCAAACCCUUCCUCACAACUCCCCCCUCCUUCGCACGCGUAUCGCACCGCACAACAGUACACAAGCCCUCCAUCGUACGGACACGACGCCCAUUACAGGAUGAAUUAUCCCCAGGACUAUCCAUCGCCACCCAGUCCGGGCCACAGUCGCGGUCACCAGUCCCAGGCCCCCUCGCCAUACCCCUCUGCCAGCACUUCCAGGAGCGUGUCUUCCAUUGACAACCAGAGUCAGACCUCAUCCCGUUCUCAUCUACAAGAUGAAGUCCACCAGUUGCCGACUCCUCCACAGACCGUGUACUCUCCGGCCAGCCCCAGCGUGACGUCCGAGUCCGACGGCACGAUCACGGACAUCGCGUCGCCUCCCGAUUUCAAUGGCUUGCUUUCCUUGGAAAAGAGUGUGGAAUAUCCGAGUACGUUGAAACCCGAAGAGGCUGCAAAGUUUUUCGACGACGUCGAUGUCAAAGAGGAGGAGAAAGAGGGAUGUGUUACUUGGACUGACCCUAUGGGCAAUGUUCACUGGCUGCGGACAUUGGAGAGAUCACCGACACCGACUUUUUUAAGCCCUCAUGCUGACAAGCCUUGGUUCAUACUCCCUGGUCCGAGCUUUACCAGGGCUGAAAGGCAGCAGUGGUCCAUCGUGUUCGAGUGUUCUGAUGAUGCUGCUCCCGGCAUAUCGCUCAUCGAUGCACGCAGAGGCUUCGGGAUCAAGCGCGACGGAAUGAUACCUGGUGUUCCUGUCGAUUGGGAAGAAGCUGUUUUGCGUCCCUACUGGCCUUCGUACUAUCCAUUUGUAUUUCGCGACUCGCCUUUUGAUCAUCAUGAAGAAUACGAGCAUUACACGCUUCCGACGAUGGCCAGGCUUGCGGUACAUGUUGCGCUAGAGUAUGAAUUCCUGUUCUGGGCCAUCAAUCACAUAUCUAACUUCCGCCUCACGCACUUCCCGAUGCUCAAGAUCUUCAACCCCGGCAGCCGCGACCCUACGGGAAUCAGAAUGGACCAGCUUCGUCUCGUCAGGUUGAACUCCCGCGACGGUGAAAUCUACUUCCCGGAAAUCGUCGUCGUCCAAACUUGA
Stereum hirsutum FP-91666 SS1 is the source of this 1245-nucleotide messenger RNA. RefSeq lists its product as uncharacterized. The record is from RefSeq and is a predicted model, not a curated record. Lineage: Eukaryota; Fungi; Basidiomycota; Agaricomycetes; Russulales; Stereaceae. The transcript has 4 exons. Bases 1 to 1245 code for a protein of 414 amino acids.